Molecule: messenger RNA, 4304 nt
Organism: Labrus mixtus (cuckoo wrasse)
Lineage: Eukaryota; Metazoa; Chordata; Actinopteri; Labriformes; Labridae
Gene: uts2r3
Product: urotensin-2 receptor 3
Exons: 2
Coding region: 1502-2644 (380 amino acids)
Biological process (GO): neuropeptide signaling pathway
Cellular component (GO): membrane
Molecular function (GO): urotensin II receptor activity
Source: RefSeq, a predicted model, not a curated record
AUUCAAGUUACAGCCAAUCUGUACUGAUUUAGGCCCCACCGUUCUGGAGGCCGUCAUUUAAUAAUUUAAUUUUUUUUUUUAUCUCAAUAGUUUUCAAUUUUUUUUUGGGUGAAUAUGGCCAAAGGUUUUUAUUUUAAUUUUUAAGUUACCUAAAGUUCUUACUUUUUGUUAGCAGUCUUGAAGUGAGUCAACAUAAAGUCCUGAUAAUUUACAUUCUUACGGAAUUACUAAGGAUUCAUUAGAAAUUAUGCAUACACACACACACACACACACACACACACACACACACACACACACUGGGAUAUAUGAUUACAGUUUAGAUAAAAUAGAAAUAUAUUCAAACAAAUGUCCUAACUGUAAAGCUCCAGUCGCGGAUUUCUCCCAGCUGUUAUCUAACGCGGUGAGCAGUGGAGGUUUGGAGGCGCGCGGCUCGGCGGGGGUUUGGCUGCUCAUCCGCAGUUCAACAGUAGCUCUUAACCCCGGAGCAGCCCGGGUCACCAUGUGUCACACAGGCCGGUUCUGUCAGCCUCCCCGCGGCUGCUUUGAUGUCGGUACAGAUUACAUGUCUACAGAACCCCAUCCGUCUCUGGCGAGAAGAAGUAUUAAAAGUCUUGUCUCACGACCGACAAAAUAACACGACUGAAGGACACGCAGAGUAAACGACGAUCUGUAGCUGGCUAAAUCUUCAGUUUACAUUUUAAACUUGGAAAACAUAUUAAAUUAAGUCGUCAGUCAUGUCCGCCUCAUUGCGCUGUCCACUGAGUCGGCACAUUUCCAUGCACCACUCCACAUCCAAACCACCGGUGCGUAAAUACGCACAAAAUCAACCCAGAAAUCUAAACAAAAACUUCCCGCAUUUGAUGUUUUUUCCACUAAAAUAUACAAAUCAUUCCAACUUAUUACACAUACUCGUGUCCACUUAACCUGAUUGCUGCCCAACUGCUGACCUUAAGGAGGAGCAAGCUUUGGUGGUUUAAAUCGAGAUUUACAGUCUUCAGUCGGAGCCCUCCUGCCCUGAAAAUCCAAUUAUUUUACUAAAACCAUGACAGGCUCGCCUGGCUCCCUGUGAAGCUGUUAAACUGGAAUGCCUGUGCCAAACAGAGCAGGUUUCAUGCUCAAACAUAAACCAUUCUGGUUUUGCUGACAUUUUCCUUUCUACAUGUUUAUAUGACUUUUAUUACUGUAUCUGCUGUCAGAAUUCACGUGCAUAUGAAUCACUGUGUUAGAGGGAUCCCAAUCUGCUUACUUUUUUUUUUGUCUGUUACUUAUGUGUCUUACAAAUGAAAUCUCCAGAAACAGAGAAUAUAAAAAGCAGGACGGAUGCACAGGAUGGAUGCUAAUACAAAAUCCUUUUGUUCUCUUUUUCACAUUCUGUUUCCUUUUUGAUCCAAUCCAUCUCCACCUCCCUCCACUUUCUCCCACUCCCUUUCUCUGCAUCUGAAAACAGACAUUUAACUUUCCUGUUCUUCAAACUUCAUCAUUUUAUUCAACAAUUAACAGCAUGGACCUCUCAGGCUCUCUACCUCCACCUUCCCCGUACACCUUUCCUGUUAGCCCCAAUGUCUCCGUCCCCCCCUCCUCUCCCUCCAUUUCUCUGUCACCCAGCCUGGCCUCCACUGCUCUCUUCUGCUCCCUCCUCUCACUCCUCUCCCUGCUGGGCAUCACAGGGAACCUGUACACUUUGGGCCUCCUUCUGAGGCGCAGAAGGAGCAGGAGGAGACGUGGAGCUGGACCGACCUGCUGCCUAAUGAGAGUGCCUGUACCAUCCUGCCUUGCCAACACCUCCUCGCCUUCCUCCUCCCCCAUCUCCUCUACCUCCUCCUCCUCCUCCCUUCAUCUCCAGGUGUUGAGCCUCGCUCUCGCUGACCUGCUCUACCUUUUUACUGCUCCCUUCAUCGUAUACGACAGCUUGGCGUCUGGUUGGGCCUUUGGUGAGCUGGGCUGUCGCCUCCUCCUGAGCCUGGACCUCCUCACCAUGCACGCCUCCAUCUUCACACUCACAGCAAUGAGUCUAGACCGCUACCGGGCUGUGGCUCAUCCCCUGCACACCUCCUCCUCUAACUCCUCGGGACUGCUGCGGGUAGGUCUGGCCUGGGGGCUGGCGGUGGCCCUCAGUCUUCCUAUGAUGAUCACGCUGCACCUGGAGGAUGGGGAGAACCAGGAGGGCCAGCUGUGUGUGCCAGCAUGGGAUGAGCAGAGUUCAAAAGCCUACAUGAGCGUGCUCUUCUGCACCAGUAUCCUGGGGCCUGGGCUGGCCAUCGGAGCACUCUAUGCCACUCUAGGCCGACUGUACUGGGUGUCUCAGACCAGGCCGGCCUGGGCCACCGGGAGCAGCGCCGCUUGUCCUCCCCGUGCCCCCAAACCUAAAGUUCUGCUCCUCAUCCUUGGGAUUGUCCUGGCCUUUUGGGCCUGCUUCCUGCCUUUCUGGAUUUGGCAGCUGCUGCCUCUCUACAAGCCCGACAUGCUGCGGACGGUUCCUGUCGGGACGCAGGUGACAGUGAAUCGUAUCCUCACAGGGCUCACCUACGGAAACUCCUGCGUGAAUCCAUUUUUCUACACACUGCUGACUGGAAAACGAAGACGCAACAGACAGACGAUGACAUCAGCAAAUCAGCUCUGUCGUAAGAGCAGCCCGCUGCAAUAGUGUGUGUCUCUCUUUUAGCAGAGACAAUGACAAGAGUGUGAAAAGGUUCCUUUUAUGAAAGCCUAGUGAGUUUCACAAUAGGCACCAAAGACUAAUUGUUUUCCUAGUGUGUAAAUUAAGGAAAAAAGAACAAUGAUAGCACUUUGUACUGAUGCUUUGUGUCAUAAGUCUGACUAGGGUUGUCAUAAUGCCAGGAUUUUAAACUUCUGUAAGAUACUAGUAAAAAUCUAACAAAUCUCAAUACUUUUUUUGAUACCACAACAACAUAAAUAUAAGACCUAGGCAACCAACAUUGGGUAAUUUCCUGGAUUGAUUGCAAGCAAUCUCCUGCACAUUGUCUAAACUGCACAAAUACAUGGUCAAUGUUUCGGCAUUAAAACGUUACCAAUGAAUUUGUGCAAUUUACAGUGUAAAUUCCUCUGAUCUAUAUUUAUUGUAAGAUACAUCAGCGUAACUUGAGAAAUGUCAGUAUGUGAGUAUUUGCUGACCUGUGAAUUUGAGUGGACCUCACUUGCUCUCUCUCUUUCUCGCUGCAAUCGUCUGACAAUCAUGAAGACAAUCUCUGUAAGAUGUGCCGCCUUAAAGAAUGCAUUAUCUGCAAACCUAUUGUAAAUGUUUGUCGCCAUAUCCAAAGUGUGUCUUUGAUUGCUGUAGUAACCAAGUUUACAUAUUGAGCAUUUGUAUCCGUCUGUGUAGUGUAUUAGGCGAGUUAUUCAGCAUGUUGCUCGUGCACAAUCAUUUCCAGUAAAACCCUGAUGCACUUCUGCUUGUUUUCAAAUGUUUUGUUUUUGAACAACUGGUUGUGUCUGCUCAGGACCUCUACGGGAUACUUCUCUGACACUUUGUUUGUUGACUCAAUAAAUUAUGUCUGAGCGGGUCAACAGUCUUUUGUUUGCUUCUCCUGAACCCUGAUAAAUCUAAAACAACAGAUUUAUUUUAUAAUCACGGCCUGCAUGUUGGGUUUGAAAAUGUACUUUUUAUUGUUUUGACUCAUGCAAAGCUCUGCAUGGCCUCGCCUUGAGUUGAUUGUACCUGUUUUUUUUUUAUAAUGAUGCAUAAUAUAUAACCUUGAAUAAAGAGUGUGCUUUAUGUCAUUCAUUCUGGGAUUUGAUCUUAAACCAGCCAAAAAGAAGACAAGGUCGCCUCCUUUAGGUCUUGCAAAAAGAACACAACCCAACUAAAGAUCACAAACCUCAGAAAUAAUACUCAAAACGUGAUACUAGAGGCUAAAAAGGAGUGGUACAUUCUGUUGUAGGCUAAAUAAGACAAUCAUCUGAAGGUUCUUAGUGCAGACUAAUCCUUGACUUUGUCUUAGUCUUGUGUUUGUGUGUCUGUGUCAGCAUGUCAGUGUCUCUCGAGGGUCUUCCCCGCUCUUGUGUACACACUCUCCGGCUGGUGUCUCUGUGUCUCCCUGCAGCAGCGUCCUGUCUCUGACUGACUCAAAGGCUGUACUGUACUCUAUCGCAGACCCCGCUGCUCUUUGACGCAGAUGAGCAAAUAUUUUUGUAUGAAGGAUAGGGAGAGGGUUGAUGGGACAAAAGUGGAUGGACUGGUAUCAUAUGAGAAUGGUGCUAUGUUCAGAAACAGAGUGUUCUUCUCUGGGGAGAAGCGGUUGGGGUCUAAGGUGUUGAGCGUAAAUUUAAUGUCUCUGGUUUAAGAC